Messenger RNA from Pimephales promelas (fathead minnow), 659 nucleotides. The record is from RefSeq and is a predicted model, not a curated record. Lineage: Eukaryota; Metazoa; Chordata; Actinopteri; Cypriniformes; Leuciscidae.
UUUUGUGACGCAAUGUUGUAUUUCCGGAAGUGGUCCAGCCGGAUUAUCGCAACGUGAAUUUGCUGUUACCGAAAUUUCAUUGAGAAGUUGAAUGAGUUAUUUUAUUUGAAAGCAAUCAUUCCGCGAUGGCAGCUCUUAAAUACGCCGGAAUGGAUGAUACAGACAGUGAAGACGAGCUUCCCCCCGGCUGGGAAGAGAGAUCCACGACAGACGGAUGGGUUUAUUAUGCCAACCAUGAGGAAAUGAAGACUCAGUGGGAGCAUCCCAAAACUGGGAAGAAGAAGCGCUGUGCUGGAGCUUUGCCAUAUGGAUGGGAGCAAGAGACCGAUGAUAAAGGCCAAAUCCUCUAUGUUGACCACAUCAACAAGCGGAGUACGUACUUCGACCCGCGGCAGGCCUUCACCGUGGAGGACGUGCAGCUGAAGCCCAAGCGCUUCGACGGGAACAGCUCGGCUCUGGAGGUGCUGCACGGCAGAGACCUGUCCGACCGCGUGGUGCUCAUCACGGGGGCCAACAGCGGCAUCGGUUUCGAGACCGCCCGAUCCUUCGCUCUUCACGGCGCCCAUGUGAUCUUAGCUUGCCGAAACCAAAGUCGUGCCAUUAAAGCAGCAAGACUGAUCACGGAGGAAUGGCUGGCUUCUCCUGAGUCACAUGAUUAG